This is a messenger RNA of Helicoverpa armigera (cotton bollworm), 6766 nucleotides long. RefSeq names its product transient receptor potential-gamma protein. Gene Ontology annotation, molecular function: inositol 1,4,5 trisphosphate binding; protein binding; store-operated calcium channel activity. The record is from RefSeq and is a predicted model, not a curated record. Gene Ontology annotation, biological process: calcium ion transmembrane transport; regulation of cytosolic calcium ion concentration. Lineage: Eukaryota; Metazoa; Arthropoda; Insecta; Lepidoptera; Noctuidae. Gene Ontology annotation, cellular component: cation channel complex; plasma membrane.
GGGCGAGCGGGUCCGGGGGAGGGGAGGCAGUGGGAGCCGCCUGGGGAGUCCAGGGCAGCAGCGGGCAGCAGGCACGCUGGAGGCGCUGCGGCGCCACUCGCGGCAGAUCGCCGCGCGUCGCGAGCGCCGCGUGCAGUUCACGGAGCGGACGCGGGAUGGCGCGCGCGGCGGCUCCGGCGCCGAGAGCGGCAACUCGGAGAUGUCGGGCGGCAGCGGCGGCGGCGGCGGCGACGCGCGGCGCCCCUCCACCUGCCGCGUGGAGCUGGGCGCGCUGCUGGCGCCGGAGCCGCGCCCGCUCGACAACAAGGUCAAGCGGCACAGCAUUCAUGGCAUGACGGAGGAGGAGAACGUGGUGCGGCCGCACCAGGAGAUGGCCGUGCUGUCGCUGGAGGAGAAGAAGUACCUGCUGGGCGUGGAGCGCGGCGACGUGGCGGGCACGCGGCGCGUGCUGCAGCGCGCGCGCGACACCGCGCACAUCAACGUGGACUGCGUGGACCCGCUGGGCCGCAGCGCGCUGCUCAUGGCCAUCGACAACGAGAACCUCGAGAUGGUGGAGCUGCUGCUGGAGUUCGGCGUGGAGACCCGCGACGCGCUGCUGCACGCCAUCUCCGAGGAGUUCGUGGAGGCCGUCGAAGCGCUGCUCGACCACGAGGAGCGCACCCGCAAGCCUGGCGAGCCCAACAGCUGGGAGGCGCUGCCGCCGGAGACGGCGACGUUCACGGCGGACAUCUCGCCGCUGAUCCUGGCGGCGCACCGCGACAGCUACGAGAUCAUCAAGCUGCUGCUGGACCGCGGCGCGGCGCUGCCCGUGCCGCACGACGUGCGCUGCGGCUGCGACGAGUGCGUGCGCUCGCGCCGGGAGGACUCGCUGCGCCACUCGCGGUCCCGCAUCAACGCCUACCGCGCACUCGCCUCGCCCUCGCUCAUCGCUCUCUCUUCCAAAGACCCAAUUCUAACGGCGUUCGAGCUUUCUUGGGAAUUGCGACGACUUUCUGCCCUCGAACAUGAGUUUAAGACUGAGUACCAAGAGCUGCGCGCGCAGUGCCAGGAGUUCGCCACAGCGCUGCUGGACCACACGCGCACCUCGCACGAGCUGCAGGUGCUGCUCAACCACGAGACGGGGUCGCCGCAGGUGCCCCUGCCCGAGCCCGGAGCACCCGAAAGGAUGCGCCUGUCUAGACUCAAACUUGCUAUUAAAUUAAGGCAAAAAAAGUUCGUGGCGCACCCGAACGUGCAGCAGCUGCUGGCGUCGAUCUGGUACGAGAGCGUGCCGGGCUUCCGGCGCAAGAACAUGCUGCUGCAGGCGGCGGAGAUGGUGCGCAUCGGCGCCAUGUUCCCUCUGUACUCGCUGGCGUACAUCGUGGCGCCGCACUCCGCCGCCGGCCGCACGCUGCGGAAGCCAUUCAUCAAGUUCCUGUGCCACUCCGCCAGCUACUUCAUGUUCCUAUUUCUGCUGAUUCUGGCGUCGCAGCGCAUCGAGACUGCAGCGGGAGGCCUGCUGUGGGGCGCAGCGCCUCACGGCGAGCCACUGUCGCGUCGCGGCGCUCCGCCCUCGCUUGUCGAGUGGCUCAUCCUAGCCUGGGUCAGCGGUCUGAUCUGGAGCGAGGUGAAGCAGCUGUGGGACAUGGGGCUGCGCGAGUAUGUGCACGACAUGUGGAACGUGAUAGACUUCGUCACCAACUCGCUAUACGUCGCCACUGUCGCGCUGCGGAUCGUCUCACAUUUUCAGGUGCGCCGAGAGAUGUCAGCCGGUAUGCAGUGGAACCAGCCGCGCGAGAAGUGGGACGCUUGGGACCCGAUGCUGCUGUCCGAGGGGCUGUUCUCCGCCGCCAACAUCUUCAGCAGCCUCAAGCUGGUGUACAUCUUCAGCGUCAACCCGCACCUGGGGCCACUGCAAGUGUCUCUGAGCCGCAUGGUGCUCGACAUCCUCAAGUUUUUCGUGCUGGACAUACUGGUGAUCUUUGCCUUCUCGUGUGGUCUGAACCAGCUGCUGUGGUACUACGCGGACAUGGAGAAGAAGCGCUGCACCACGGGCACCUCGCUCACCGCCAACGGCACCUUCCCCGACCCCGACGCCUGCAUCGUGUGGCGACGAUUUGCUAACUUGUUCGAGACGAUGCAGACGCUGUUCUGGGCAGCGUUCGGGCUGGUGGACCUGGACUCGUUCGAGCUGGACGGCAUUAAGAUCUUCACGCGCUUCUGGGGCAUGCUGAUGUUUGGCACGUACGCCGUCAUCAACGUCAUCGUGCUGCUCAACCUGCUCAUCGCUAUGAUGAACCACUCCUAUCAACUCAUUUCUGAGCGUGCGGACGUGGAGUGGAAGUUCGCACGCAGCAAGCUGUGGAUCAGCUACUUCGAGGAGGGCGGCACGGCGCCUCCGCCCUUCAACGUGAUCCCGUCGCCCAAGUCCGCGCUGUACGCGUGGCGCUGGCUGCAGCGGCGCCUGUGCGGGCACGCGCGCGCCAAGCGCGAGCACAUGCGGACCAUACGAAGAAAAGCAAAACAAGCAAAUGAAAGAGACUUCCGCUAUCAGGCUAUAAUGCGCAACCUGGUGCGGCGCUACGUGACCGUGCAGCAGCGGCGCGCGGAGUGCGGCGGCGUCACCGAGGACGACGUCAACGAGAUCAAGCAGGACGUCAGCGCCUUCCGCUGCGAGCUCGUCGAGAUCCUGCGCAACUCCGGCAUGAACACCUCCACCGUCAACGCCGGGGCACCAGGAGGCGGUGGCGGCAAAAAGAAUAGGCAGAAGGAGCGUCGCCUAAUGAAAGGCUUCAACAUCGCGCCGGGCGGGUCCCUGGCGCCGGUGGACGAGUUCCUGGCGUCCCUGCACCACGAGCACGGCGGGUCGCACGGCGCGGCGCACCACGCGUCGCUGUCGGCGCUGCUGGGCGGCCGCCUGCGCACCAGCCAGUCCAGCCUGUCGGACGGCGGCGCCGGCGCCGGCCUGGCCGCCUCGCGCCGCAAGCCCGCGUCGCACAAGCGCCGCUGGGGCACCAUCAUCGAGGCCGCGCGCGCCGCCCGCGUCUCGCGCCUCAUCGGCCGCUCCAGGUCAGAGGACUCCGUCUGCGAUCAUGCACGACAGUCGCCCAGUGGUAGCGAGCGUUCCGACUCCGGCAGUGAUUCCCAGCGUAGCCCGGAGCGCACCACCCGCAGCGGUCCACUCCACCCGCUGUCAGCGCUGGCGGCGCUCAAACGCAAGCGGAAGAAGUUCUCCGACUCGCGACGCGCCGGGGCCGAGGCGCGCGCGGCGGCCGGGCCCGAGGCGCUGCAGCGCGCCAGCUCCGUGCCGGCGCGGCCGCCGCCGCCCCGCCGCCCCGCGCCGCCGCCCGCCUCCGUGUCGCCGUCCACCACGGCGGAGAGCGUGGCGGGCGCGGCGGCAGCGGAGCCGCUGCUGGCCAGCCUGGACGACGACGCGCACAAGGUGGGCUGGCACGAGGCGGGCGGGCGCGCGCGCGGCGCGGCGCCGGCUGAGCCGCGUGUGCUGGGUCCGCAGGAGGCGUGCGGGCGCUGCGGGUUCGAGGCGGGCGCGGCGGCGCCGGAGGAGGAGGGCGCGCCGUGCGGGCGCUGCGCGGCGCUGGCGCGGCUGGCGGGCGUCACGCCGCUGCACGGCCACGCGCCGCACCACUCGGCGGGCUGGCUGUAACACCGGCUGCACUCAGCCCUCUGAUCGUCCGUUCCAGCGCAGCUCGAGUGCUUUCGGCUGCCGCAGCACAAUUCCUCGCUAGUCGCACUUCGCUGUAGCUACAUAUAGUUAAAUGAGAGACGCAAGUUAGUUAAGUUGAUCAUUCGUGUUGAUGACCAAGAGCAUCAAAUAGUAGCAUGCACUCAAUAAUUGUCGCAGUGUAUUUAUACAUCGUGAUCGAAUCUUAAAUUAACCUGGCUGAUCACUUGACAAGCGAUGUCUACGAGCUACAGACAAUUUUUCAAUGUACCUCAUAGGCAGUACACAUGGUAGAUACCUAUUACAAACAAAAAUUAUUCAGUUUCUUUUUCGUCUGAGGGGGCUGCUGCAAUGCAAUCAUCGACUUAAAUUCAUCGGCUUGCUUACGUACCUACGUAGGCAGGUAACCUAGCUUAGAAGAUUGUACAGAUCCGCAUCUGAAGGUCUAGGGAUUGCAACAAAAUGAGAAUAGUUGGUACGUCCUCCUCGCAAAACUAAAAGGAUUCUGAGGUCUCAAUAAAGACUGAAUAAAAUGAGCGUGGUAUGACGAAGUGGAAUAUGAAACGAUCACGAUGAUCAUGAAGUUAUAAGUACACUGCGAUUUUUCUAUUCAUAUAUCUACUUAGUAAAUACUAAUACAUAAAUACUAUGUAUCCGUCACCGCCAACUGGUGAAAAUAGCCAUUCAAUCAAAAUAGGUAGUCCUUUGAUUGAGCAACAACGCCGUUCAUUAAACGCAUCAGUGGUCAGUCUAUAGCGUCAGGGGCGCCGAGACUAUGACACGGCGACAGAGCGACAGAUUGUUCCGUGAAAAUGUAUGAAAUCGAAUAAUGAAAAUGAUAAUAAAAAAUAAAAUAACCUGUCCCGUCAGUGAUCUAUCAUCACUGACAGGACUAUUGCAGCCAAUACGCCUGAUAUAGUGGUGAUAGAUCGAUUAGCGCGCCGCGCGAUGAUAGUCGAUGUCACCGUCCCGCAUGACGAGAACCUCGUGAAAGCUGAGAAAGAGAAACAAAUAAAAUAUCUUGACUUAGCGCACGAGGUUGUCGCCAUGUGGAAUGUCGACACGGCUGUUAUUGUGCCGAUUGUCAUUACGGCCAAUGGUCUAAUAGCCAAGAGCCUCGACCAAAACCUCAGGAGGCUCUCGUUAAGCGGCUGGAUCAAGGGAUUGAUUCAGAAGGCAGUACUCCUUGAUACGGCGCGUAUUGUGAGGAGGUUUCUGUCUCUGGGACCCUAACCACCGGUACCUUGGACCCUGUGCCCGAUAUCGGUGGCCAUCUAUUUUUUAUAUUUUUAAAUGUUUUUUUAUUUAUUUUUUAUAAUCUAAUAUUUAAAAAUAUAAAUAAUAUGUUGAAAGUUAAAUAAAUGCACUAAAAUAAAAAAUAUGAAGCUGCAUCUGUGACGCUUAGUUGGAAAUGCCUUCUAGAGAUCGCGCCACUUCUGUGAUACGGCGGAAAAUUGUAGAACAACUUAUUUAUUUUGCAUGCAACCUCCGCGAAGUCAACGAAUCGUUUUUCUGGAUGGAUGUUUAUACGCACAUAAGUUUGAUUAAAUUGUUAUUUCCACCAGUUGGCUGCGACAACACUAUACAUUACCUAUUACCAUUACCUAGGGGAUAAAUCUUCCUAUAAUAUUAUAACGAAGACAUAUUUUAUCAAACACCAAUUAGUUAAGUAGCUACAAAAUAUUUUAAAAUACAAAUUAAGUAUUUAUAUUACAUUAAAGUAAGAAAUUAUUUUAUAUACGUUUUAAGAUAAACUUACAUAAUAUACUGACAGUGGGUUGACCUAAAAUACCGGUAUUUAUAUACGAUUUGUAUUGUUUCUCAGCCCCAUACUGUGUCAGACAAACGAAUUAGCACAAGAUAUACUGAUAUGAUACACAGGCAGCACAGUCUGUCCUGUGUCACAGGGCGCAGCUCACCGCACAACGACUGGCUCCUGUUCCGUCGUAGUCUAAGUUAACUAAUAGCCGGUACUUACUAAAUAUAAUCAUCAUGUGUUCCAGAAAGUUUCCACUAUACCUUACUCGGUCAGCGCACACGCAAUAUUCUUACUAUACUAAUUAAGGACGAACAAUAUGAAACAGGGAUUUUUAAAUGAAACAUGUUAUACUACUUACCUAAAUAUCCGAUGCCGGUAUGAAAUACCCCUGAAGUUUUAUAAGACACGUUAGAUUAAGUAGGAAGUAGAGGAAUAGUUGAUAAUGGACACGUGUCGCAAUAUUUAAUUGAUCCGAUGAGAUGCACACCGCUCGUCCGCCAGACGGGACGGUGCCUUCCGGGAGAUUUAGUUUUAUUACUUUGAGUAAAAAAGUGGAAUUAGAAAUGAUAAUAGACAAUGAGUCGUGAAUGCGAUGCUGCGAGUGUAGAUGUCUGUCAGGAUAUAGCACACAAAACGAGCGCCUCACUACUUGCCUGUUCAUUGUUGUAUGUACCACUUAACUUAUUUAUUGUAAGUGCCUAAGUAUCAGGAAUCCAGUUUCAGGGCCGACAGGAAUCUGCCGCAGCCCAAUACAAAUACAUAUCCCGUGAUAACAACAAGACAAAAAUAAGUUUACAGAUAUCCCAUUCGUUUAUACUGGUAACAAGGGAUAUCUGUUAACUCAAUCUUGACUGGAAUUCUGUUGACUUAUAUACUUUUGGUACACAAUUCAGAAACAAUUUACUAAUAGAUAUUCUACAAUGUCUCAUCACGUGAUCUAGAUUGCUGAAGUUAUUUUAUCGAAAAUAUGCAAAUCCCUCAUGAUGCAGCCUUUCCGUACAAAAAAUGUACUUGAUCAUGCCUUUUAUUAUUGAUAACAGGCCGUAGCCUGCGUGAGUAAAUGAGAAGGCUGCAAUGUGCAGGCAGGCGGGAGGCGGUGGAGUGCUCGGCGGCCGCGCCACACAUCGAGGCGCGGUCGCCGCGUGUGUCACUGUGUAUCUUAUAGUUGAGCGAGUGCUGGCCCCCCAGCACGACCAGAGGCCUUCACACGUGUUUAGUUGUUCGCCGCGGUCGGCCACCCGGCCGCGCCGGCGCAUAAUCGAUUAUAUUUUGUAAAGAAUUGUUAUUUAUUUAUACAUUAUAUUUGUAUAUAACGGUGCGAUGUUUAAUAAAAUAAGCACUAUUCA